This is a messenger RNA of Cucurbita pepo subsp. pepo (vegetable marrow), 2943 nucleotides long. NCBI's taxonomy places the organism in Eukaryota, Viridiplantae, Streptophyta, Magnoliopsida, Cucurbitales, Cucurbitaceae. The record is from RefSeq and is a predicted model, not a curated record.
CCGAGUGGGACCACCCUCUACUCUUCUCUAGCUCCCUCGGGGGAACGCUUAUCUCUCUCUCUCUCUCUAUCUCUCACUCUCUGUUCUCUCUGGUUAAAAAGCUUCACCGACGACCUCGCCGCCGUCAUCAGUUCACUUCCGGCGGCUUCUCUUUCUAGAUUUUUUAAGUGGGUGGAGAAUGGCGAAUAUGUGUGCCGACAGUGGCAAUCUUAUGGCGAUUGCUCAACAAGUUAUGAAGCAGAAGCAGCAACAGGAGCAGCAACAGCAGCAGCCUCCACAACAGCCGCCGCCGCAGCAGCUCACUAGCCCUUCCACUUUUACUCUGAACCCAUGGAGUGGCUCGAACCAUGGUCUUUCCAGUCCAGAUUUGGGGUUUGGGCUUGCCGGAGCUGGAUUUUCCGAUCCGUUUCAGGUGCAGAGAGUGGUCGACGGUGGAGAAACGAGCUUUCAGUUUCCGAACUUAGAGCACCAUUCUUCUUCUUUCAGAUAUCCCGAUUUCGACUCCGAUGAGUGGAUGGACAGUCUAAUGGCUGGUGGAGAUUCAACGGAUAGCUCUAAUCUUCCUUCUGGUUGCGACGCGUGGCAGGCUAAUUCGGAUAUUGCUCUCUACGGUGAUGAUCCCUUUGUCCCCUGUCCCAGUCGCCUCACUAUCCCCUGUUCUUCACCCUCCGAUCUCAACAGAGUCAUUUUCCCGGAACCUCCGAGAAAUCAAGCUGCCAUUCAACCGCCUGUGGUUUCAUGGACCGGGCUUACUGCCAAGACUCCACCGGUGGUGGUUAAGGACACUAAUGGCUGUUCGUCGAGUUCUGCAGAGAACGAACCGAAACCUCCACUUCUGAAAACCCUAAUUGAAUGUGCUAGACUUUCCGAAUCGGAGCCAAAUCGGGCGGCGCAGAUAUUUAUCCAGCUUAAGGAAUCGUCAUCGGAGCAUGGAGAUCCGACGGAGAGAGUCGCUUUUUACUUCCUCGAAGCUCUGUACCGGAGAUUAUCACUUCAAACGGAGAAUCGUUUGGUUUGUUCGGAAUCCACUUCAGAUGAUUUCACCAUUUCUUACAAAGCUCUCAACGACGCCUGCCCGUACUCUAAAUUCGCCCAUUUGACUGCGAAUCAAGCGAUACUCGAAAUGACAGAGAACGCGAGCAAGAUUCACAUAAUCGACUUUGGAAUUUCUCAGGGAGUUCAAUGGGCGGCGCUUCUUCAAGCUCUCGCAACCCGCUCCUCCGGAAAACCAACCGGAAUCCGGAUCUCCGGCAUUCCAGCUCCGAUGCUCGGAAACUGCCCAGCCACAGCGCUGUUCGCGACGGGUAAUCGACUGGCUGAGUUCGCCAAGCUUCUAGAACUGAACUUCGAAUUUGACCGAAUCCUCACCCCAAUCGAAGAACUGAAAGAAUCCUCGUUCCGAAUCGACUCCGACGAAACCCUCGCCGUGAAUUUCAUGCUUCAACUGUACAAUCUCCUCGACGAAACUCCUCGCGUCGUUCUGAACGUUUUGCGACUCGCUAAAUCACUAAACCCUAGAAUCGUAACCCUAGGCGAAUACGAAGCCAACCUGAAUCGGGUCGGGUUCUUUAACCGGUUCAAGAACGCAGUCCGAUACUACUCAGCCGUGUUCGAAUCACUGGACCCAAAAUUACCUCGCAACUCAAACGAAAGGCUGCAACUGGAAAAGCUCGUACUCGGGCGGCAGAUCGGCGACAUUGUCGGACCAGAGUCGUCGCCGGGAGCCAAAAUCGAACGGAUGGAAGACAAAGAACAGUGGAAAAUGAUGAUGGUAAAUUGCGGGUUUGAAGCGGUAAAUCUCAGCCAUUACGCGAAAAGUCAAGCUCAAAUCCUUUUAUGGAAGUAUGAUUACAGCUGUGAGUAUUCUUUGAUCGAAUCCUCGCCUGGAUUUCUGUCGUUGGCCUGGAAUCAAGUCCCGAUCAUUACAGUUUCUUCCUGGCGUUGAAACAAAACCAGUAAUGGAGAGGCGCAUGGAGAACUCAUUUUGGAUCGGGCCAAGCGUCUCAAUGCUGAUAAGAUCUUCGCUAUGCUGAGCUGUCGGAUCUGGUGGUUAUGUUGAUGCCUGAAAUGCCCAAGUGGAACAGUCUCGGUAACUGAAUUUUUUAGAUCAUUUAAUUAACCAGGAAAUGCCCCAAGUUUUAAGGCUUUUGUCCUUCAUUUCUCUCCUUCCAUUUUACAUAUGUUCUUUCUUUUUUUGUUUAAACUAUGGAGGAAAUUCAAGAUCUGAUUUCGUUCGAUGUAUUUAGUCAACUUAAUGUUAUGUUUUUCUUUUACACGAGUUUAUAGAUUGUAGCAAUCCUAACCAUCUAACCAACGUCGUUGUGCUUUUCUGAACUUGCUUAAUGAAACGUGUAAAUAAAAAUACACUGUUUAUUAUUACACUCCUGAAUGGUUAGGAUUUUCACUUGGUUGCAAUAAGAAUCAAGAACUACAGAAAAAUGAGAUUGUCCAUAUUCCUUCCCUUGAAUAAUUUUCUAUUGUGGGUUGAGUUCUGUUCUGUUAAUUGCUUCAAUCUUCAAUCCAUUAAUGUUGGAUCUGUUUUUUCUUCUUGUAUUCAUCUAUUGGUGUUAUCAGAUUGUCCUGUACGAGCUCCUUUCCUUCAAUACCCGUCAUCUGUACUCCUGCAACUCACAGUCUUAGAGACCUGUAGCUCAAAGGUGGUAGAGCGCUCAAGGCCAAUAAGGUUGGUUUUUGGGAGGUUGGUGGUUCGAAUCCAUCCGGAUCUGACUGAUUAUGUUUCAGGCUGAUGGUUGUUUAGAUGUUGAACUUCCAUCCCCUCGCUGCAGUUGCUGCCAUGCCAUUUUUCCCACCAUUCUCACUUUGCCUUCUGUAAGUAAUUUCGUUCGUUCCUCUUCAAUGAGUGCUUCACAAUUAUGGUACACGAAGUCAUAUUAUCUAAUAUCAUCUUUAAAAUAAUAGUUAGAAAUAUUGGACUAAGUUUCA